Cutaneotrichosporon cavernicola is the source of this 1800-nucleotide messenger RNA. RefSeq lists its product as uncharacterized. The coding region runs from base 1 to 1800 and encodes 599 amino acids. The record is from RefSeq and is a predicted model, not a curated record. Gene Ontology annotation, biological process: acylglycerol catabolic process. The transcript is spliced from 9 exons. NCBI's taxonomy places the organism in Eukaryota, Fungi, Basidiomycota, Tremellomycetes, Trichosporonales, Trichosporonaceae. Gene Ontology annotation, molecular function: monoacylglycerol lipase activity. Gene Ontology annotation, cellular component: mitochondrion.
AUGAGCUCGUGGCCACACCCGCCCAUAGACAUGGCCGUCGUUAUCCUUGCCUCUGGCGUCGAGUUACACGCACGCAUCUCUACUCCGGGCAAUCCAACGGCCAACAAGAUCGACCCCUCUCUUCCCAGUAUCGUAUUCUGCCACCCGACAUGGCUCGACUCAUUCUUCUUCUAUCCCCAGAUCGAGGACCCCCUCUUCACGGACGGGUAUAACCUCGUAGCCUUCGAUAUGCGUGGGCACGGACUCACGCUCGGCGGAUCCCGUCCCGAACGGUACGACGCAUGGAGUGUCGCCGAUGACAUUGUUGCUGGCAUGGACGGACUGGGUAUCCGCGCCGCCCACGUCGUCGGUGUUGCGUUUGGAGCUGUCGUAGCGGCCAACCUUGCGAGCGCGCACGCGGACCGCGUCAAGACAUUAACGCUCAUUUCACUCCCUCCAAACGUGGACAACGAGGACACGGCGAUGGGAUACGCCGAAUGUCGCGAGGCACUAGUCGCCGCGACACUUGCUGGUGACGCGGACACAAUGGACGCCAUUACGCAGGCGACAUUUGCGUACGAUGCCGGGGCACUUGCACCCGCCAUUCGAGAGGUUAGGGACGAGUACAUGGCCGCCGCGCGUGAGCGGCUGGAAGCUUCGCCGGAGGAAGCGGCCGACGCAGCUUUCUACGUCUGGGAGCCGGUCACGACCCGUCAACCUCAAACCACCGACGAGAUGGCACAGAUCUCUGCCCCAGUCCUCAUACUGCAAGCGGGUACAACGGAAGAACCAGCCUUCACUGAAGAUGCCCAACUGUGGGCGUUUAGGUUUAAUUCUCUUCACCGCACCGCGAGAGCCCAAGUCCACAUGAUCGACAACGUUGGACACUUUAUGACUCUGACCAGUCCGAAUGUUGUUAAUCCUCUGGUGGCCAAGUUUAUCGGUACCCCCGCAAGUGCCAGAUUACCCCCUCUUCCUAGAGUUGGUGCCCGAAUUCGCGGACCGUCCGAGCCGCGUAGACCGUCUACCCCGCGCAGUGCGACGUUUGGUGGCUUUGACAUGUCCAUCCCCUUCACGCGGGGCCCGACUGUCGGCGAGGCAAUGGACCGCGUCAACGUCUAUGUUGAUGUUGUGACUGAGGUUGUUGGCACGACGAUGCCUCGCCGCAAGGCGCCCAAAGGACCCGGAACCGAUAAACCCAAGCUGGCAAAGAAGCGAGCCAAAGUCACUCCUACCGUCGCACUUCCCACCGUUGCUGCUCAACCUCAAACACAACCUCAACCAGUAGCAGGUCCUUCGAUAAUACCGUGGAAGCAACAGCUCUCAAACCUCGUCGCCAACCUUCCUCCCCUCCCCCCCGCCGCCACGCCAUCAACCUGGACCCCCGAAACCAUGGCCGCCUCUCUAGAAGCCUACACAGGCUGGGCCACCUCCAUUCGCCAAUGGCACCGCGAGCUCGAAUCAACCCUCCUCGAACCAAACCUCGACGGACUAUUGGAAAUGAUUUCCACCCCCUUCGCCCCGCCCCUAACCCUCGCAGAGGCCGAAACAAACCUACCCCCAAACACACUCCACGCGUACCUAGUCAACGAAGUAACUCCCAACUAUCGCCGUUUCCGUGCCCUCUCGACUCCGUCGCUCUCUGAACAUGUCGCCCUCGAAUCUCUGGGUAUGGCGCUGGACGAUAUGCUCGCCCAGCACGUCCUGCCCCAUAUCGCGCCGGGGCAUUCGUCGGAUGUGGCGAGUGCGAGCUUUUUGCAGUUUGUCGUUCACGAACUCAUGCCCAGCUGGUCUGGAAAGGGCGUUGGAGGGACAGGUUAG